AUGCCCGUGUUGCUACGGUAUCCUAUGUCUAUUCUUCAUAUCCAAUUGUAUCUAUCUAUCUAUCUAUCUAUCGUAGUUUAUUCUUCUUAUCUAUCUCAGCGUAUUCUUCUCCUUAUCUAUCUAUCUAUCUAUCUAUCUAUCUAUCUAUCUAUCUAUCUAUCUAUUUCAGUCUAUUCUUCUGAUCUAUCCAUCUAUCUCAGUCUGUUUUUCUUAUCUAUCUAUUUCAGUUUAUUCUUCUUAUCUCUUUCAGUCUAUUCUUCCUCUCUAUCUAUCUAUCUAUUUUCUCAUAAAAGAGCCACCACCCUUUUGUAUACAAUGUGUUCAUUAUAUCUAUCUAUCUAUCUAUCUAUCUAUCUAUUGAUAUUUAUCAAUUCAUAUCUAUCUAUUGAUAUCUUUAUAUAUAUCUAUCUAUUCAGAUCUAUCUAUUCAGAUCUAUCUCUCUAUCUAUAUCUAUUCAGAUCUAUCUAUAUCUAUCUAUUCAUAUCUAUCUAUAUCUAUCUAUUCAUAUCUAUCUAUCUAUCUAUAUAUUUUCAUAUCUAUCUAUUCAUAACUGUCUAUAUGUCUAUCCAUAUUCAUCUUUUUCUAUGUAUAUCUAUGGAUCUAUUAAUAUCUAUCUAUCUAUCUAUCUAUCUAUCAAUUCAUAUCUAUCUAUCUAAUCAUAUCUAUCUAUCUAUUCAUAUCUAA
Acanthosepion pharaonis is the source of this 684-nucleotide messenger RNA. The record is from the annotation of a GenBank genome assembly. Lineage: Eukaryota; Metazoa; Mollusca; Cephalopoda; Sepiida; Sepiidae.